CUUGUACUUGAUAUUUUCAAAAUGUAGUUCAAAAUAUUUUUUUUCAAAACCAAUAUUCAAAUAACUUUUUGCUCAAAAUACCAUCCAAACAACAUAUUCAUUUUCCAUUUAGUUUUCAACUUGAAACCUAUUACACUUAAAAGUGACAAAAUGAAAUGUAAGUUGAAGUCCAAACAAGCACGAAUCUGUAUCUUUGUAGCAGUGUAGAUUAAAUGGCAAUUGAAGGUGUGGGUAGUUUAAUUGUCACAGUGAGGUCUGGGUCUUCCAUUUCCGGGUUGCCUUCCCCGCAAAGUAUUCCACUGCUGCAAUCUUCAGCGGGUUAACAUCUUUGUUGCUGCUUAUAUAGUGUGCAAAUUACAAUGAUAGCCGCAGGUACAACAUUAGAAGUAACUGAGUGCAAGUGUUAAAGGUUUCCUUUUUAAGUGUAGGUAGUGAUCUCACUAAUCUCUGUGUUCUAGAAUGGUACGGGUCAACGUUCUAAAACAUCACUUUUGCAGACCAUAAAAUCAGAGUGACUUUGAAUACAUAUACCAUUAACAAAGACUUCAAUCAAACAGUGCCUCUCGAGGACGGACAAUACUUUUCCCCUAUUCAAAUGACCAUCAUUUGGUGUAACAUGGAAUAUAUUUUGCGAUGCAAUAUUGAAAUUUACUACUCUCUGUCCCCAAAAUUAAUAUCCUAACAUAAAAGGUGUCUUUUCAUCAAUUUUUAAUGUUAACUCUUUUGUAGCCUAGAGCAUUUUUUCAUCAUUUAAAAUUUUUAACCUUUCUUUUCAAAAAGUAAGAGUAAAAAAAAGAAGAAGCAGGAAUACAAUAUAGGAAAUAUAUACACCGGUUUCAAUUUUCAAGGUUUUACUUUGAACAUUUCCGUGGCAGCUUCCACAGUCUGAAAACCACCGUCCAAACACAAACCUCUGACCAUCUUACACGUUGCCCGCCAAACUCUGUCCCAAAAAAAAUUCUGCCAUCCCGAUUGUUCUUCCUUCUUCGUGUUCCUAAAAAUAAACCUGUAGAGAAGAACAGAGAAGCACCGAGGGAAUCCACCAAAUCUCUUUACUUUUUAUUGCCACUCUCCUUUGUUGGAUUCCAUGGCGGUAUUGAACCGCCUUAUGUCAAGAUGCAGGGCAUCAUCUUUAAUUGGCUCGUAUUCGAACUCCGUACGUAGAUAUUGCCUGAAUACCAUUGAAGGUGACGGCAAGUUGCCGUUAGUUUCGCCGUCCGCCGCGUCCUCUGUUCCUCAUCCGGGUCCAAUUGUGAAGCCCAAUUCUACUGGUGGAAGAAGUGUACAGUGGGUCUUCCUUGGGUGUCCAGGUGUGGGCAAAGGCACCUAUGCCGCUCGGCUUUCCAGCCUUCUGGGUGUCCCUCAUAUCUCCACUGGUGAUCUCGUUCGCCAUGAACUUUCCUCCCACGGCCCUCUUUCUUCAAAGCUUGGAGAAAUUGUUAACCAAGGGAAGUUGAUUUCAGAUGAAACAAUAAUAGAUCUGCUUUCUAAGCGGCUUGAAGCUGGAGAAGCAAAGGGUGAAAGUGGCUUUAUUCUUGAUGGCUUUCCUAGAACAAUAAGACAGGCGGAAAUUCUGGAGGGAGUAACAAAUAUUGACUUGGUGAUUAAUCUCAAGCUACGCGAAGAAGCUUUACUUGCCAAAUGCCUUGGAAGAAGGAUCUGUAGUGAGUGUGGAGGGAACUACAAUGUUGCCUGCAUUGACAUUGAAGGUGAAAAUGGAAGCCCACGAAUGUAUAUGCCCCCACUUCUUCCUCCUCCAAAUUGUGAAUCAAAACUGAUUACAAGGUCUGAUGACACGGAAGAAGUUGUAAAAGAGCGCCUUCGCAUCUAUAAUGAAAUGAGUCGACCUGUAGAGGAGUUCUACCGGAGUCGUGGAAAACUAUUAGAGUUUGAUCUUCCGGGGGGAAUCCCUGAAUCCUGGCCCAAGUUGCUUCGAGCCUUGAAUCUCGAUGACCUUGAGGACAAAAAGUCAUUGGCUGCUUGAUCGCUCAUUGUUUGGUAAGAGCUUUAUUCCUGUCUGGUAGUGGUUUCUCUUUCACAUGUUAAGUUACCUAUUCUUUGCAUAUCUGGUGUACAUGCACACUGGAAUCAACCAGAGAUAUAGUUAGUUAUAUACAUGUAUUAUUAUUUCAAAUGGUUUUUGUAUUUCACAUUUUACCAUUAUGAAGCAUAAUUUCCAUGGUGGGGAUUAAUGAGGUUGGUUGAGGAUAGUAUUUGUACUGUUACGGACAUACUGCAACGAAUUAUUGAAAUGUAAAGUAUAAAAUGUGACUUCAGUAGUUUCAUUACUGCAAUCAUUACUUAUAUUUCUGCAAGUUGCAAUAGCACACAAAUAGGGUUUUCAUUGGUGAAUUAUGUCAUGGGAAGCAAACGCGAUACCUAUGGUUAAGCACCAUCCAUCCUAUGUUUAGAUAACUAGUAUUAUGAAACGAAGGGGGAGAACCAGGGGGAGAAGCUGAAAACUACACCCCUUUCAUAGUAGGAAGUGGGCGGUCUUAGUUGUAAAGGUCAUCUGUUGAGCCUCAAUUUUUGUCUACUUACUGGAGUGGUGUACCAAAAAUAUGGCUUCGGUUGAAGCUCUGUUGUAAUAAGAUGAGCUUGUUAACCCUAUUCCUCAAGGAAGCUGUUUGGUACAAAGCCAAAUGAUCAACACUAUUCAAAUAUUAACCUAGAAGACAAGACACAAAUGAGGAAAGCAAUCGAUUUGCAGAUUCAAACACGUAAAUACAAGCAAAAAGGCAAUAGCAAAAUCAAACACGUUAACAUAAGCAAAAAGGCAAUAGCAAGUAUGGCAGCCAGCACAACACAAAGGAUACAAGUAACUGCUAGUGCAUGCAUAAAGUUCCCAAUUUUAGUCCUGACUCCUGAAACAUUUUCAUAGUUUCAUUUGUUGUACUCCCUC
This is a messenger RNA of Oldenlandia corymbosa var. corymbosa, 2902 nucleotides long. Lineage: Eukaryota; Viridiplantae; Streptophyta; Magnoliopsida; Gentianales; Rubiaceae. The record is from the annotation of a GenBank genome assembly.